Molecule: messenger RNA, 3192 nt
Organism: Elephantulus edwardii (Cape elephant shrew)
Lineage: Eukaryota; Metazoa; Chordata; Mammalia; Macroscelidea; Macroscelididae
Product: sperm-specific antigen 2 homolog
Exons: 13
Coding region: 1-3192 (1063 amino acids)
Molecular function (GO): signaling receptor binding
Source: RefSeq, a predicted model, not a curated record
AUGACUGCUCCAGAGUGUGGUGUGCUUGUGAGAAAUGGAGGAAGUUUUGAAGAUGAUUUGUCACUUGGAGCUGAAGCCAACCACCUCCAUGAAAGUGAUGCUCAAAUUGAAAACUGCAAUAAUAGCUUGGCCAAAGAGAGAAGACUACAGUUUCAUCAGAAAGGGAGAAGUAUGAAUUCCACUGGAUCUGGGAAAAGCAGUGGGACAGUCUCAAGUGUUUCUGAAUUGUUGGAACUUUAUGAGGAAGAUCCUGAAGAAAUUCUUUAUAAUCUUGGAUUUGGACGAGAUGAACCAGAUAUUGCUUCUAAAAUUCCAUCAAGAUUUUUUAAUUCAUCAUCAUUUGCCAGAGGGAUAGAUAUAAAAGUAUUUUUGAGUGCUCAAAUGCAACGGAUGGAAGUAGAAAACCCAAAUUAUGCUUUAACAAGUCGUUUUCGUCAAAUUGAAGUGCUUACUACUGUGGCCAAUGCAUUUUCUUCAUUAUAUUCCCAAGUCUCUGGGACUCCUCUGCAGAGAAUUGGAAGUGUGUCUUCUGUGACCUCAACCAAGGAGACAGACUCCCCUCCUCCACCUUUAACUCGAAGUAACACUGCAAAUCGUUUAAUGAAAACACUAUCAAAACUAAAUUUAUGUGUUGAUAAAACAGAGAAAGGAGAAGGGAAUAGUCCUUCCCCAACAAUGGAAAAAGGGAAGGCUGUAAAUGUCAUAGCGAUGGAAGAAAGUGUUAAUAAAAAUGAUCAAAAAUCUCAAAAAAUGAUAAAGAAGAAAGACUCAGCUUUCUUGUUGGCUACAGUUAAAGAAGAAACAUCAGGUAUCUCAGCAACUAUUACUGAGAGUGCUGGCAGUGAUAAACUUUCUGAUGAAGCAAAUAGUACCUUGAAUGAAGAAACUGAAGGUGUACAAAAUAAAGCACCUCAAGGUCAAGAGAAUAGACAGGAUGAUGAGGAACCUGGUGUCCUAGAGUCUGAUUUAAAUAGUGACUUUAACAUGCCCAGCCACAGUGAACUAGAGCAUAACAGUGAGCUGAAAGAUACGUCCCUAUCUGAACCAGAGCCAUGUGCGCCACUGACGAACCCAUCCAUAAGAAAUAUAAUGGUACAGCAGAAGGACUCCUUCGAAAUGGAAGAGAUUCAAAGUACAGAGGGGGAGGCUCCUCAUGUUCCAGCUGCAUACCAGCUAGGUCUGAUCAAAUCCAAAAGAGAUCAUCUAUUACGUACUGCAAGUCAGCAUUCUGAUAGUAGUGGUUUUGCUGAAGAUUCAACAGACUUUCACUCCCUUAAUCAUCUUCAGGUUCAGGAGUCUUUGCAGGCCAUGGGGAGUAGUGCUGACAGUUGUGACAGUGAGACCACAGUCACUUCAUUUGGGGAAGACCUUGUCACACCAACAGGUCAAGACCAGCCUUAUUUUAAUGAGUCUGAGGAGGAGUCUCGUGUCCCUCUUAAGAAGGGAAGAGAGAAAGUAGCAACGAGUGCUGAUAAAAGAAAGUCAGAGAGCCAAAGUUUCCCUAAAAGUGAGACUGUUGAGGCUGGUGGGGAUGAACUGUUCCCCUGUCGUCCAGAGGACUGCGUACCCCAAGUCACCAAAACGCAGGAGGAUGCUUCUCCAGCCCAGAGAGUUGAGUUACCAAGGGAAGAAAGUGCUGAAAGUGAAGGGGAUAAAAUUAGUGAAUGUGAAUUUACCCAGUACAACACACAUCAUAUUCUUAAGUCGUUGGCUUCCAUUGAGGCUAAAUGCAACGAAAAGGGCUCUGAGGAGACUGUGAUGCCUACUCCCUCUUCUGUGGACAGAGUUAAUACAGCUUUGCAAAGAGCUCAGAUGAAGAGUCAGAGAGUAGGGCGUACACUGAUAAAAUCAAAAGAUCUACUAAAACAGAGGUACUUAUUUGCGAAAGCUGGCUAUCCUCUGAGAAGGUCUCAGUCUUUACCUACCACCUUACUGAGCCCAGUAAGGGUGGUGUCUGCUGUCAAUGUUCGCUUGUCUCCAGGAAAAGAGACCAGAUGCAGCCCUCCUUCCUUCACCUACAAGUACACACCUGAAGAGGAGCAGGAAUUGGAACAAGAAGUGACUGGGCCUGAUGGCCAGUCUCUAAUUAAAUCCACUAUUUUCAUCUCUCCAUCUUCUGUGAAGAACGAAGCAGCCUCCCCGAGUGAGGCGAACCAGCUGGAAGAGUGCCGCCAUCGACGGCCUCCCUCCUGCUUGCAGGCUCCAGCGCCUAUCUCACAGUCCACCUGCUCCCUUCACUCUGUCCCCUGCGAGUGGCCAGAGAGGCCGCUGUGUGAGCACAUGAGGACUCUGAGCACUCAUAGUGUCCCCAACAUAUCUGGCACCCCCUGUAGUGCUUUCUCUCCCCCUCUUGGGUGUCCUUACUCACAUAGACAUGCUGCCUGCCCCUACCGGCCAUACCCUGUGAACCCACCUUCGGCCAUCGAAAUGCAGCUGCGAAGAGUGUUGCAUGAUAUUAGAAACUCACUGCAGAAUCUUUCACAGUACCCUAUGUUGAGAGGACUUGAUCUUGCUGCUGCUCCAUACAGUACCCAGAAAUCAUCUGUUCUACCUCUUUAUGAAGGAAUGUGUGGCAGUAGAAGCGCUGAUAACUUGUCAUGCCCUUCUCCAUUGAAUGUAAUGGAACCAGUCACUGAGUUGAUGCGGGAACAAUCGUAUCUGAAGUCAGAAUUGGGCUUGGCACUCGGAGAAGUAGGGUUUGAAAUUCCUCCUGGAGAAAGCUCCGAAUCUGUCUUCUCCCAAGCAACAUCCGAGUCCUCCUCUGUGUGUUCUAGUCCCUCUCGUGCUAAUAAAAGAACUGCAGUACGUUCUGGUGACUCAAGCAAACCCAGAACCCAGUUAGUGUCAAGCAAGAAAGUAUUCCGUGCAUCAGUUGCCCUCACACCAACAGCUCCUUCUAGAACAGGUUCUGUGCAGACACCUCCAGAUUUAGAAAGUUCUGAGGAAGCUGGAGCAGCUGAAGAUGCUGCAGAGGCUGGAGGACGUACAUCUGCAGUGGAAGAGGGACAUAGAAAUAUCCCAUUAGUGCCAGCUGCUGAGGAGGUGCAUACAGAUGUGGAGCAGGACGAAUUACAGCAAGUGAUACGGGAGAUUAAAGAGUCUAUCGUUGGAGAAAUUAGACGGGAAAUUGUAAGUGGACUUUUGGCAGCAGUAUCUUCAAGUAAAACAUCUAAUUCUAAGCCAGACAAAUAA